Cherax quadricarinatus is the source of this 7935-nucleotide messenger RNA. Lineage: Eukaryota; Metazoa; Arthropoda; Malacostraca; Decapoda; Parastacidae. The record is from RefSeq and is a predicted model, not a curated record.
GAACUAUGGCUUGGACCCUGGCUUCAAAGCCGUAGAACUACAGGACGGAUCCUCAAAGGGUUAAGACAAAUAUUUAAAGAAAUACAAGAGAAAGUGCAGCAGCUAACAAAUGAAAUUACACACUUGAUAGAACAGAAAGAUGCUUUUGAAAGAGAGAAAGGAGAGCUUCAACAAGAAGUUGCUGAGCUUACCAUUAAAUUAGAUUCACUACAAAUACAACUUGGAGACCAAACAAAGUUGGCUGAGAGUCGGCGGAAUCUCAUUGAGGAGAUGAAGGUUCACAUGGAGGAGGAGGUGCAGCGACAUAAGCAAGAGGUGGAAAGCAUCUCUGUCUGCCAUGGAGAAGAGAUUGCAGCUCUUUCUACAGAGAACCAACAACUGAAGAAUCAACUUCAUGAUGUCAACAAAAAAGUAGAUGAAGUGAUGGACCUGAAGCAAAAAAUGAAGACUUUGGAACAAGAAAGAUGUAAGAUGGAGGAAGAAAAUCACCAGCUCUUAGGAGAUCUAGAUGCAGCUCAUAAAUUGACUCGAGAGGAAAUAAAUAGGGUCACAGCAGAAAAAAUUCAGGAAAUGGAGGACCUACAAUGGAAAUGGGAAGAAGAGAAGAAAGACUUCCAGACACAACUUGAAAUCAGCACCAUACAGUGUCAGGAGGCAGAAGAAGCUGUAGAGGCACUGAAACGAAAGGUUGCAGAUGGUGAAGAAGAGCAGCGAAUUCAUGAACGAAAAGGAAUGACACUGCUCAAAGACAUGAAGAAGCAGCUGGCAGUGGAGCGAAAGCGAGCUGAUCGCCUUCAGGAGAAACUUAGCCAACUGUUGACUGAUCCUGCUCAGUUAACAGCAAUUACAACCAUGUCAGAAGCAGGUGACGAUGUAAGCAGUGUGUCAUCUUGGUCUAUGGUGUCUGGUGAACCUCGAGACUCCUCUACACGAGAAAAUAGCAUCAUUGUUUCUCCACAAGGAUCACCUCCACCAGGAGUAGUUACUGAGGAAACUGCUUCCUUGGUAAACCGUGUGACAGAAUUACAGCAGCAGAAAUGGCAGCUUGAGGAGCAAAUUACCCAUCUCGAAUCUUCUUCUGCUGCAAUGGCUGAUGAUCUUCUGAAAAAGUCAGCCAUCAUUCAACACUACUGCAUGGAACAGAAGAAUCAUGAAAGUACACCGUCAACGCCUACUUCUCCCAUACACCCUGGGUUAGGGGACAAGCUGAAUGUUCGUCGUGUAUUGGAGAUGAUGCGAGGUGGUGGUGGUGAAGAAUCCUUGAGAGAGAUUAAUCGCCGUUUGCAAAGUCUUCUAGAGGAAACCCUCAUAAAGAACAUGCAGCUUCAUGAGGAUGUUGAAAAUUUUUCUCAGCAGGUGCACCAACUAACCAAACUGGCUGCAGAGAAUACAGAAACGGACAGUUCUUCUUCAUUUGAUACUCCUAAGUAAAUGAUAUUUUUGGGAGAUGACAGGUAAAGCAGAAUUAUAUCAUUAUAUCAAAUUUCAUUAGGUCUCAUGCAUAGUUUAAUCAUUUUUAGCACUUUUAACAAUUUUUAACAGGGUUAUUUUGAUGUUUGUGAUGGAUUUUCUUAAGAGUAGUGCAGUAGUUUUAAAUUUAAGUUAAUGCAACAUUUAUAUCUCAUUUUACCCAAUAAGAUUUGGGGAGAGUGCUCAUCAAAUUAGGUAAAUUAAGCUUACAGAUAUUGAGACAUUUUAUAUUUCCUGUAUCAUAUCAAACUAGGCUUCAUUUGAUAUAUAGAGUUAAAAGAGGUAUUCAUUUCUAGCAGUGCAGGAAUGCCUGUCUCCACUGUAGUGAAUGUGCAGUGCAAAGAGGAUACCAAUCUUGUUAUAUUUAGAUUGCAUUAUAUGAGUGUUAAAGUAAUUAGGGCUGAUGUGUGUUGAGGUGUUCCCAGAAUUUUGCAUUCUUAAGCUAAAUACAUCAGCACCAGUUUCUUUUCCUUAUGUAUAGUGUAGUAAUGUUUUUAUAAAAUAGACAGAGAUUUUAAGUUGUAAAUCAUCUCCAUUCUCUAAAAUGUUGUAAGCCACAGGAACUUUUGAAAUAUUUACUAAGAAUGGUGUUCUAUAUACUGGCUUGGUGGCUAUGGUGAUAAUGCAGUUGUUACCUGCUGUUCAGUACUGUAAGUAAACAUUCACACUUAUAUUAAAUGAAAGAAAUUGUAAGAUGUAAAAUACAAACAAGAGAAAACAAUGAGAUAGAUAAUGAAAAAAUUGUAGUGAAUGAAAAAAUAUAUGGAGUGUGAACACAGUAUGAGGAACCACCAUGAUCUUGUUGCACAAUUGAAUGUAACCAUGGACAAAAAUGAUGGGAAACAGUAUAGUGCAUUCUUGGGCCACCAAGUUAUGUUAAUCCUCCACACAAGACAUUUUACGAGUAUUCGGCUUUUAUAAAUGCAAAAAUGAACUUUUUUGGCAUAAUUUAGCCAUGAAUGAAGUAUGAUUGAUAUAGUAAGAGAUAGAAGAUUAAAAAUUAUUGGCAGAGAAAAAUCAGAAGUGUCCAUGGUGGAUAUUAUGCAAUACUCAACAUAUUGUUAACUAGUUUUAUCAUUAAGAUGCUCCUGAUUAAUUUUGUUUAGUUUAUGCUAUGUAUUAGAUUUGACAUACUAUAGACAAAAUGUUUUAUAGUGAAUUUUGGUAGAAGAUGUUGUAAUGGCUCAUAAAAUCAAUGAUUUAAAGGAGUUGAUAACAUAAAUGAGAUAUAAAUUAAGAAGUGGGCUUAAGAAACAUAAGUAAAUAAAAUAGGCAAGACUUAUCUGGUGGUGCAUGGGGAGAGAAUCUGCUGUCAGUGAGAGGUUAUAUCUCUCCAAGGUUCCAGGGCUCAUCAUCCCCAUGACCUGGUCUUGGACCAAGCCUCCUAAAUUGGAAAGUAAAUUUUACUGGCAUAAGACCCAUUAAGAAGCACACAAGAAAAUAAUGAUGAGCUUAUACCGAAUGUAAGUAGUAUUUAUAAGACUGUCAUAGAAGCAAGUUGUAGUAAACGGGGAUAUCAUAAGUGCAAUACUGUGUGAUGGUAAUACAAUAUUUUAGGGUGUAUAGACAUUGGAAGACUGUUCUUUCAUAAUUGGUUUUCCAAAAUCCUUCGUUAAGAUGGUGCAUUAAUAAUAUAAGAAAUGAGAGAAGGCAGGGUUGAUGCAUUCAUUUGUAUGCUCUAAGUUAACUUCCAUACCAAUAAAUAUGUUUAAUUCUGAGUGAAAUCUGGAACUAAACAUAUGUAAUAUUUUCAUAUCCUUCCUCUCUUCCUUGUAUAGUAUAUGAUAAAAAUCCUCUUAUUAUUUUUAACUAUUUCAUAGCUCAAUAAAUGUACUAUUUUUUUUAUCGUCAUAGUAUUGUGUAAAUACAUAUGUAUAUUAAUUGUGAGAGUAAUGGAUCCUUAUCCAUUUUUUAAUUAAGGCUUUACUUUUUACCUGAGGCAAUAACCCUGUCAUGGUAGGGAGGCUUGUAUUGGUUUCUGUAACCACCAGGCAUUAUCAGGUUUGCCUGCUGGCAAGAGGCCAAUCAGUUUGCUGCCACCAACAUAAGAUUUCCAUACAUGUUAUCAGCUCCACCAGAAGGAUUGCUGAGAAACCCUCCUAAUAUUAGAUGAGUGAGUGUCCAGUGUAAGAUAAUUUGGGGAAGCAGGGCCUUUAUACUGGCAUGGGCAAACAUUGUCUUUGCUGGGGGUUGCCUCAUUCCAGAAGGUUUUUGACUGCUGUACUUUAUUUUCCUGUUGUUCAUUGAGAUUUUGCCACCACCAGUCAGGAAUGUCUACUGCUUCAUAAUUUGCCUGCAGCCCUUCUUACAUUCAUCUGAAAGAGUCCUCUCACUAGGCUAUUCUAUUCUUAGAAUCUGUCUUCAUCUGUGUGACAAGGAAAUAUUUUUGUACUCCAGGCAAAUACAGCUGAAGUGUUUAUAGGUGAUAAUCUUGUUUUAACACUCCUGUUAUCAUUUGGCCACAAAAUGACUAAGUAAAUUGUGUGACUAAGGUUGCAUGGGCAGGAUACCUCUCAAGCUGAUGCUUUUUUCAAAUAACCGGCAAUGGAUGAUGCUUCCAUUACUGUCAGUCACCCAAUUAAAUUCAUAUUAGGAAAUGGUUGUUAUUCCUUGGAUGGUCUUCUUCACACAAUCUUUUGAGGAGUGUGUGAGAGAUAUCCAUAGUCAACUAAUCUCCAAGGUCUGCCUAACUCCAAAAUGGAGAUGUUGGUCUUACCCCUCGUAGUAAGUGUCGCUAACUGAGGAAGGUGGCCAGAAUUAAUUCAACUGCCACUCCAUUCGUAUCAAUUUAUCUGACAGAGUAGUGAUUACAGAGCUGAACCUAUGUGCAACAAUGGACUCUCACUAGUUUGUUCAUUUGCCUGCCCUAUCUGCAGCUUUAUAGCCAGAAUUACUGUACUUCUAUCAUUUCUUUUCACCUUUCUGUCUCAAUUAUGCAAGGUAUUCUCACGAAUGCUGUCUUGAACUUGGAAUGCGAGGUUCACUAUCUGCGAGGGAAGGGAUUGUAUGAUCAAACACUGUAUCCUAAUGUCUAGCGUAACCCAUUGUCCUGACAAUCCCUCAGUGCCCUCUUGUUUUUUUACUCCACUGCACAACGGUUUCCAGGUACAUUAUUUUUUUUAGGCCAUGCCUACUUUGUUACCUUUCCUUUCUUAUGCUCAUCUGCCCCAGAGUUCUUGUUUUAUUUCUGCUGGAUGCUUAGGUGUGUUUGUGAUUAGGACAAUGAAGUUGCAAACUAUUUGCAUUCUCUGCAAUUCAGAGACUUCAAAUCCUGAAGGCAGUUGCCAUUUUGCAAUUAUUUUCCAAUACUAACUUGAUAUCUGUGCAAUCACUGGCAUUGCUUUUGGUUUACUUUAGUGAUCAUGCUGCUUUGAAUUAAAUCACAAUUUGGCUUCUGCCUGUCUUUCAUUGUUGUUAGUUGUGGAAAAACAGUAUUCAAAUACCUAUAUACAUGUGACACCAGACUCUUGCACUGUAAUCACUUGGAGGGCACUGAGCACCACUCUGAGAAUUAUCAGAUUGUGUUGAUAAUUCAACAUCGUCUGAGUGUCCCAUUCAUCAGAGAGUAUGCUAACUUUAUUUGACUUCGUCUUUAAUGUCCUGACAUUUUUACACUGAAUGCUGAUUCUCAAUAUGACCUUGUAGAUGAAAUGGAUUUAUUGCACCAGUUGUUACUAUCAUUUUACCCAUAUGCUUGCCUUUAACAGUUUACUUCGGUUGAUUUGUAAUCAGCGUUUUCCUUGCCAAGCAGAGUUUAAUGAUCCACACAGCUUUGGCACUUUUCUUGAAUAUAAUAAUGUAGUACUCUAAUAAGGCUGCAUUAUAUGUAAUAUAAUGCAGUUGCAUGAUAAAAAAAAUCUUUAACUUGUAAAGUUUGGCAUACUCUUUUUAUAAAGACAUUAUAGUUUUUUGAAUGUUUAAAUUUAUUGCAAUUUUUUUUUCAUUUUUUGUAGGCAUAGGAUGAUACCAAAUUUUAGCAGAUACUGUACCAGUACCAACAUCAAUACAUGUGCACAAUUUUAGGACAGUGCUAGUACCGACACCGAUGCCAUCAAAAUUAGCCAUUGCCCACUGAUACCAAUACCAUCAAAAUUAGCUGAUAUCUAUUACUAACACUUUAGUACACCCCUAAUUUUCUGUUUAUCUGGUUGUAUAAAGUUAGCCGAACUUGAGUUCUAGAAGCGGGGAAAUACAGUGCCUACACUCUGAAGGGAGGGUGAAGAUAUGUUGCAGUUUUUGAACUGUAGUAUUGACACGCCUCUGACUAGACAGUGAUGGAGUGAGCGAUAACGAAAGUGUUUCUUCUUUUUUGGGUCAUCUUGCCUUGGUGGGAAAUGGCCAAUGUAGCAAUAUAGCAUGUCUUCAUAUUUGAGUGCACUCUUUGUUUUGCAGGACCAGAGCCUUUAUGGGAAGAGUACAUUAUAAUUUUACAAAUCAUCAUCUUUCAAAGAACCAGAAGUAAUAUAUACAGGAGAAGGGGUUAUUAGCUUCUUGCUCCCAGCAUUUUAAUUGCCUCUUAUGAUACACAUGGCUCAUGGAGGAAGAAUUCUGUUCCACUAUCCCAUGGAGAUGAGGAAAUAAACAUGGACAAGAACUAGUAAGGAAAUAGAAGAAAACCCAAAGGGGCAUGUGUAUAUACAUGCUUGUCUAUGCAUGUGUAGUGUGACCUAAGUGUAAGUAGAAGUAGCAAGACGUACCUGAAAUCUUGCAUGUUUAUGAAACGGAAAAAAGAUACCAGCAGUCCUACCAUCAUGUAAAACAAUUACAGGCUUCUGUUUCACCCUCACUUGGUAGGACGGUAGUACCACCCUGGUCGGUUGGUGUCUUCCAACCUACUACCUAGGAAUUUGAUAAAUCUAAACUAAAAAUAGGUAUGGUGCUCUAAUUUUUUUCUUAUGAAGUGAUAGUCAUGAAGAUAAAUCAUGAGGAUGGUGCCAGCAAAGCUACAGGGCUUAUUAAGUAAAGAAAUAGCAUGUGUUUGUCUUAUUACUAAACAAUGAGUUUUUCUUUGCUGUUUGGUAGGUUAUACUUCCAUGUAUAACUAUUUUUAUCAUUAUUUAAACUGUACAGGUACUAGUACAGGCUAAUUGGUAAUUGCUAACAUUAAUCAUAGACAUUAACACAAUGAUUACCUUCAUGGGAACUUUUAGUUAUAAUGAGAGCACUUAGCAUGUAAAAAGAAAGAUUGUGAUCGUAAGUUUAGUUGUAGAAGAUACAUGGCUCUGAGUAGCAAGGGUUUGAGGUAUUUGCAUAUGUUAAUGAUAAUUUAGUCUCAGGGUUUAAAAAUAAGGAUCACUCACACCUCUAGAGACUGAAUUCCACAUGACCAGUCAUUGCUCCAGAAAGAUACUUCAGGUUCAACGAGAUUAUGAUAGGCUCUAAUUGAUUAUUGGGUACCAUUAUGUGGUCCAUAAUCUUUAUUCUUCCCAUGCAAAUUGAAAUUCCAAGUGAUGUAAAUAUCAAGAAUAUCAAGUGUUACUGAUGUAACUAAACUCAGGACCUGAGAAUCUGAAUUCCAAACUCUUAACACAGCAAUGUAUAGUGUACUCGUUAUUUUCAAAAUGUUGCUUUUGGUAUACAGUAAAACUUAACAGAUUUGGCUCAUGAAAUGAUAACACAAUUGCAGACAAAUCACAGAAUGAGUGAAGUUCAAACCCAUGGCAAGCAAGUCCUAAAAUUCGUAGGCCAGUGGUUAGCACACUGGCCUUCAAUUUUAGGGCUCAUUUGCCAUGGGUUCAAGCCCCAAGCAUUCUUUGAUUUAACAAAUCUACCCUUCAUUUAAGUGAUCACAUCAAAUAUAUACUGUAAGGCCAUCUCUAGUUUGGCACAUAACAGUUAAAAACUAAAUAACCCACUGCCAGGUAAGUUAUAAGAAUAGAGCAGGUUACAAAGUCGACUAGUUUUCAUGGGGGAAAAUUGGAAUAUGUCAAAAUGUAAUGCAUAUACUGUAGAACCAAGUUAUUUUAGGAUCAUUACUUUUUUUUUUUUUUUUUUUUUUCCAACAAGUUGGUCGUCUCCCACCGUCGUCGCCCACACUCCAACAUGAAUGCACAGCAUGUUAAUGAUCAGACACAGCAGAACACUGGUUAUAAGCAUUACAAAUGUGUAAAACUGUUGAAAACCUUUAAAUAGCAAAAUGAUGCUUCAUUGAUAUGGCACAAUAGAACCACUGUAUUUCCUGUAGAGUUUAGCACUUUGAGUAUAAUGAUGAUAAUGUAUUUCCUGUAUAAUACAUGAUGUACAGUAAUUCUUAGGUGUAAUAGAAGGUGUAUACCCAAGAGGUAUGUAUUACCUGUGUGUACAUACUUGUGUGCAGUAUACAGGUACACUACUGGUAAAAGGUUUCUCUUAAUCCUCUUUUCAGGGAUUAAAGUAUCCUUUGUGUUAAUGUCUGUGUGGCCUUAAUGACCCUUGUGUAGUUGAUAGGCUUUAAACAAACAAAUUUAAUAAAUUAGGUUAAAUAUU